AUGGGAUGUUCACACGUAAGGCUGCUGUUGGGGCGUGUCGCUGGUCUGCCGCUGCAGGGCAACGAGUCGGAGGUGGACUGGGGCUUCCGCACGCAGCCGGGCGAGCGCGCGUGCGGCGGGCGCGGGUGCGAGUGGCCGCGCGGGAAGGCGCUGGGCGGCAGCAGCAUACUCAGCGGCAUGGUGUACGCGCGCGGCAACCGGCGCGACUACGACCGCUGGGCCGAGCUGGGCAACGUGGGCUGGGCGUAUGAGGACGUGGCCCCCUACUUCCUGCGCUCGGAGGACAACCGCGACGCGUCGAUCGCCAACACCAGCUUCCACGCCACGGGCGGCCCGCUCACCGUCGAGCGCCUGCGCUACCAGGACAUCAACGUGCGAGCACUUAUGCACGCCUUCAGGGAGAUGGGUUACCAAGAGGUGGACGUGAACGGCGAGCAGCAGGAGGGCGUGAUGCGCGCGCAGACCACGUCGCGCACGGGGGAGCGCCUCAGCGCCAACCGCGCGUUCCUGCGGCCCGCGCGAACCAACCGCACCAACCUGCGCGUGGUGACGCGCGCGCGGGUCACGCGCGUGCUCAUCGACCCGGCCACGCGCGUCGCCUACGGCGUGCAGUACGUGCUCGACGCAGAUCGCAACCGCACGCUGCAGGCCAACGCCACCAAGGAGGUGCUGGUGAGCGCCGGCACGGUGGGGUCGCCGCAGCUGCUGAUGCUGUCGGGCGUGGGGCCGAGCGAGUUCCUGCGGCCGCUGGGCAUCCGCGUGCUGCAGGACCUGAGCGUGGGCUACAACCUGCAGGACCACGUGAGCGCGGACGGCGUGCGCUUCGCGCUGGGCGCCACGCAGCAGGCGCCGGGCGGCGACGACGGCCGCCUGCAGGACGUGCUGCGCUUCGUGCGCGACGCCGACGGCCCGCUCGCCGCCACGGGCGUGACGGCCUUCACGCGCUCGCAGUACGAGAGCGCCAACGGCAGCUGGCCUGACAUCCAGUACCACUUCGUCUCCGCCGUGGAGCCGGCGGCCGCAUACAACGCCAACGCCAGCGCCGCCUGCGCCAACGCGACGCGCCCUCUGGAGCCCACGUGCUACUACAACCGCAUCGUGGUGCGGCCGGCCGUACUGCGGCCGCGCAGCCGGGGACUCCUGCUGCUCAACUCCACCGACCCCUUCGACCCGCCGCGCAUCUUCCCCAACUACCUGUCGGAGCCACGCGACAUGGAGGUGCUGCUGGAGGGGCUGGUGUUCGCCGCCCGCCUCUCCCAGACCCGGGUGCUGCGUGACAUGGGCUACGCGCUGGACACCACGCCCCUGCCACUUUGCGCCGGGGAGCGCUUCGGCUCCUUCGCCUACUGGCGCUGCGUCGCCAUGCAGUACACCGCCUCGCUCUUCCACCCGGUGGGCACCUGCAAGAUGGGGCCGGCCUUCGACCUCAACGCCGUCGUCGACCCAGAGCUCAAGGUGUACGGCAUCCGGCGCCUGCGCGUCGUCGACGCCUCCGUCAUGCCGCACAUCGUCUCGGGCAACACCAACGCGCCCGUGAUCAUGAUCGCCGAGAAGGCGGCCGACAUGAUCAGGCGGCGCUGGCUGUGGAUCGAGCAAGGUCGGGCGGAGGACACCAACAUCACGGUGCCCAUGCAGCCGGGCAUCAUACAGACGCCCACGCGCCCGCCGCGCCUCACCGUGCCCACGACGCUGCCGCCGCCCAACGCGACAACCACCACCGCCGCUACCACCACGCGGCCCGCGGCGACCGCCUCGUCCAACGCCACAGCGGCGCCAGCACCAGCCCCGGCGACCGCCUCGUCCAACGUCACAGCGGCCCCAGCGCCAGCGCCAGCCCCGACGCCGGCCGUCAACGCCAGUGCGCCACCGCCCCGCUCGCAGAACACCGCCGCCCUGCCCGGCGGCGACCCGGGCUUCUUCGGGCGCUUCGUCACCAACAUCCUCAAGGCGCUGGAGGUUCUGCAGGCGACCGGCGGCGGCACCGCCGCCCUCGCCCCCUUCGCGCCGCCCAACGACACCGAGAACUUCGUCGUCACGGACAAUCGCCGAAUCGAGAAGGAGACCGAGUCGCGCAACGUGUCCGACAAGGUGCGCGGCUUCCUCAUCAACUUCGGAUACUGA
Gryllus bimaculatus (two-spotted cricket) is the source of this 2121-nucleotide messenger RNA. NCBI's taxonomy places the organism in Eukaryota, Metazoa, Arthropoda, Insecta, Orthoptera, Gryllidae. The record is from the annotation of a GenBank genome assembly.